GUAGGCACUACAAACUACAUGUACGCAACAUUGCAAAAAUAUCCAUAGACCCGUAAUCUUUUUAAAGUGACGUAUCUCCACUACCAUAGACGAAAUUUCAUGAAACGUCUAGCUUCCAUGUUUGUUCGUGGUGAUUGGUAAUUUAGCGUUUCUGUGCUAGAUUUUAUAGUUUAGCCUAAAAAAUUAAUGUUUCACUAUUGGUUGAGUGUGUGAUUAAUGAAAUUUUCGGCACUACGGCGACUUUGUGAGGAUUUGUCGCCCAAGAAACAGAGCACAUCGGCGAUAUAAUAACAGGGAGGGCUAUGGCGACAAACAGAACCGGUGGUGCGCAGCGUCCGAACGGCGCGCCGCAGACAAAGGUGUGUCAGUUCAAACUGGUGCUGUUGGGGGAGUCAGCUGUGGGCAAGUCCUCGCUGGUGCUCCGGUUUGUGAAGGGCCAGUUUCACGAGUACCAGGAGAGCACCAUCGGAGCGGCCUUCCUCACUCAGACAGUGUGCCUCGAUGAUACCACUGUCAAGUUUGAGAUAUGGGACACAGCUGGACAAGAGAGGUAUCACAGUCUGGCGCCGAUGUACUACAGAGGUGCGCAGGCGGCCAUCGUAGUCUACGACAUCACUAACCAGGACACAUUUGGGCGCGCGAAGAACUGGGUGAAGGAGUUGCAGCGGCAAGCGUCUCCGUCGAUAGUGAUAGCGCUCGCGGGCAACAAGAGCGACCUCGCUGCCAAACGUAUGGUCGAGUUCGAGGAGGCGCAGGCGUACGCCGACGAGAACGGCCUGCUGUUCAUGGAGACCAGCGCCAAGACAGCGAUGAACGUCAACGAUAUAUUCCUCGCCAUCGCGAACAAGUUACCAAAGAGCGAGAGCGGGGGCGGCGCGGGGGGCGCGGGCGGCGCGCGGCGGCUGGCGGACGGCGACACGCCGCGCGCCUCCUCCUGCUGCAAGUGAUACCGCACGCCGCCACGGGUCAGUAUACACGCACUGCACGAUACGCGCCCCGCUCGCUGGCCGCGCUACCGAUACUAAUAUAAUACAUGAGUACCAA
Molecule: messenger RNA, 1044 nt
Organism: Diatraea saccharalis (sugarcane borer)
Lineage: Eukaryota; Metazoa; Arthropoda; Insecta; Lepidoptera; Crambidae
Source: the annotation of a GenBank genome assembly